GAAGCCGGCAUCGGCAUCACGCCGACAUUACAAGAAAAUCUUGAACAUUAGGCAGCCAUCAUUAGACUCGGUUGUAUGCAUUUCGUAGUGUAGUUGCUAAGACAUUUGUCUUUCAUCAAAAUCGCAGAUUGCAACUAUCUGAACUGCUAGUGAGAUUAUUUUAAUUGAUUGAUUGUAUAUUUGGUUUUUACUAUGUCGGAAGAAAAGAAGGACUCGAAAGGAUCUGAAUCGGAGCACAUUAACCUGAAAGUACUGGGACAGGAUAAUGCCGUGGUGCAGUUCAAAAUAAAAAAGCAUACACCUUUGCGAAAAUUAAUGAACGCCUACUGCGACCGUGCCGGUUUGUCUAUGCAAGUUGUACGAUUCCGCUUUGAUGGCCAGCCAAUCAACGAAAACGACACUCCAACUACAUUGGAAAUGGAAGAAGGUGAUACGAUCGAAGUGUAUCAACAGCAAACCGGCGGAAAGCUUUAUUUUUAAUUCUAAUUUUAACUGAAUAAUCAAUAAAUACCAUUCUUUCAA
This is a messenger RNA of Wyeomyia smithii (pitcher-plant mosquito), 522 nucleotides long. It is a transcript of the gene Sumo, whose product is annotated as small ubiquitin-related modifier 3. The transcript has 3 exons. NCBI's taxonomy places the organism in Eukaryota, Metazoa, Arthropoda, Insecta, Diptera, Culicidae. Bases 193 to 480 code for a protein of 95 amino acids. The record is from RefSeq and is a predicted model, not a curated record. Gene Ontology annotation, biological process: protein sumoylation. Gene Ontology annotation, cellular component: nucleus. Gene Ontology annotation, molecular function: protein tag activity; ubiquitin-like protein ligase binding.